AUGUCGCUGUCGUCCUCCGAGACCGCCGUGCACGUGGCGCCGCCGCGCAUCGCUUACAUGUUUCUCGCCCACUUCGACCCGAAACAGGGAUACAAGAUGGAGUGGGCCAGCGACCCCGCCGCGCACGACUUCGCGGGCCUCGAGUGCAAAGUGCUCCCCUCGGGCGUCCACGAGUACGAGGCCACCAGCAUGUAUUUGGCCCACGAGGCGCGCGGCAAGCUCUUCUACGGCUGCGCCCGUUUCCGCCAGGCCAACCUCAACCCCGCCGGCGGGCUGGACCGGCGGCUCGUGAAAAUGUACUCCCUCGGCAUCCUAGUGGAGCCCUUGGAGGGCCAGUACUGGACACCGCACGAGUUCUCCGCCGUGGGCUGGGAGCACUUGGGCGCGCUCGACCAAGCGCUCGGCGAGUUCGUGAGAACGGGCGACUUGGCCGCCGUCCAGCGGGCGCACCGCAGGCUCUCGGGCCGCGACUGGCUGCUCGACGUGCCGCGCCCGUUCGCAGACUGCCAGCUGGACCACCCGCUCCGCAAGCUCCCCGCCACGCUCUCCACCGUGGGCCCGCUCUUGUUCCCGUUGUUCAAGGCGGCGUUGCUCCGCAAGAACAUCCUCAUCUUCAACCACUCGUCGCAGGGCUCGGCCGAGCUCGUGCGGGAGCCCUCGCCGCGCGGGCCUGCCGCGUGCGCCGCGUUGGCGUACGUGCUCGCGCUCAUCAGCGUGAUUCCCAAGACCGUGCGGCUCGAUCUGCCGGCCCGCGGCCCCGGCGACAGCCCGGCGGCCCGCUGCUCCCGGCCCCUCUACACCGUGGGGCUCCAGGACAUGGGCUCCGGCUUGCUCGCCCACCACCCCGGGUUCAUUGCCUGCACCAGCGACGAGAUCCUCAAGUACCAGACCCGCAUGUACGAUGUGGCGGUGAUGAUGCCGUCCUCGAGCCUCGACACGUGCCUGGUCCACGCCAGCGAGGCCCUCGCGCGCCCGAUCCGCGCCACGCACAACGACUACGGUAUGUUCUUGAAGGUCUACAGGAGCUUGCCGCAGACCAGCGACGGCACGCAGCUGUCUACGGGGGACGACCAGUCAUCCAUCCGCACGUCCAGCUCGGACGACAAGCUCCGCCGCGAGCCCACGUGGUGGCUCGCCAACGCCACGUUGCCCAUGUCGUGGCGCGAGUACAUAUGGCUGGCGUUUGCGUGGUUUGCCAGCGCGGGCACCACGGAGCGCGAGGCGGGCAAGAUCAACUUGGACGCAGACACCGUGCCCGACGGCGCCCCGAGCUCACGGGACGAGUUGCUCCAGCUCACGUCCAUCGUGGGGCAUUUCCACAAGCUCACGAAGAAGUGGUUUUACAUCAUCGAGGAGAUCAUCGAGGAAACCACGGGCGGGCCUGCGGCAGACUUGGCCUCCGAAAGAGUCACUUUGGAGCUCACGCCGCAGGACAUGGUGGACAUGGAGUUGGACCCCUACUCCGCCCAGGACUUGGACUUCGUGCGUGAGUUCGUGUUGACAUACUGGAGCACGGUGAUCGACGACGUCGAGGUUGGUUUGGGCCUCCACAACUUCUUGUGCUAG
Molecule: messenger RNA, 1566 nt
Organism: Metschnikowia bicuspidata var. bicuspidata NRRL YB-4993
Lineage: Eukaryota; Fungi; Ascomycota; Pichiomycetes; Serinales; Metschnikowiaceae
Exons: 2
Coding region: 1-1566 (521 amino acids)
Cellular component (GO): lipid droplet
Source: RefSeq, a predicted model, not a curated record